Molecule: messenger RNA, 348 nt
Organism: Neurospora crassa OR74A
Lineage: Eukaryota; Fungi; Ascomycota; Sordariomycetes; Sordariales; Sordariaceae
Exons: 3
Coding region: 1-348 (115 amino acids)
Source: RefSeq, a predicted model, not a curated record
AUGUUGACUAGAUCUAUCCGAAGAUCAAGCCAGUGCUGGAUGCAACAUGGCAAGAUGGAAAUCGGGCAGGAGGUUGUCGAUGCAUGCCUUGUCAAUGAUUGGUCACUGCAAUGUUUCUAUACUAGUGUAGCUCACCGUAUGCUAAGCAAAGACCCGUCCCGGCACCCCGGAUUUGGGGAUGCCGGGGAAAGUGGGAAACGGGACGGGGCAAAACAUGUCAUUGGUUUGCUCACCGGCUCACUUGAAACUAAGGUAGGCUUCAUGGUUGAGCACCCCGUCUCUGGCUCCGGCCUCACCGACCUCGAAACUCAAAAGGAAGGCCUCGUAGGGCUCGCGGAGAUUUUGUAG